Amborella trichopoda is the source of this 1522-nucleotide messenger RNA. The record is from RefSeq and is a predicted model, not a curated record. Lineage: Eukaryota; Viridiplantae; Streptophyta; Magnoliopsida; Amborellales; Amborellaceae.
UUUUGCUACAGUAUGUGGCUCCAGGCCCAGGGCAGUGAAGCGCCAUAUAUGCACUCACUGUAAUCAAAACACCAAAUAAAAGUGUGUGAGAGAGAGAGUAAGAGGAUUUGGUCAUUGUGGAGAGUGAAGAUAUUGAUGAUUUCUUCAAAGCUGUAAAGGGCGGGACGGAGAUCAAACUGAAUCCUUUCUUACCAGAUCCACUCCACUUUCUAGACUGCUUCAGUGCCACUCAUAUUUGCUUAGCACGAAGUACAAAGAAACAGAGAUUUGGUGCAAAUAUGAUGGUGAAGAGAAGUUGAUGGGUUCAGGGCGGAGAUAAAUUGAUGGGGAAAAGCAAAAAGAAAUCGAAGAAAGCUAAAUCAGAAUCAUCUUCUUCUGAACAGACCCCAAAUCCUCCCAGAAAGCGAGGCCGCCCUAGGAAAGUCGUUCAAAAAGCAGCAGCAGCAGCAGCAGCAGCAGAAGAGAAAGAAGAAUCCAAACCAGAAGAAGAAGAAGUAGUAGAAGAAGAACAAGAAGAAGAAUCGAAGAAACAAAAGCUAUCAUCGGAUGAAAAGAAGACGAGGAUAGAGGGUGAUGCCUCGUCUCCUAAAGGAGGAGGAGGGGAAGAGAGAGCAGAACCUCCGAGAACAAGAGGGAGGCGAAAGAGCCAACCGCAAAGAGCAGCAGAAUCCUUCAUAUCAGGUUAUUACUCAAGAUCUUGGUUUGCAUGGAUGGGUAGAGAAGAGUCAUUAACCUAACGGGUAACGGGUACGGGGAAGGGGAUAAAUAUUGGAGUUGCAUGUCAAUUCUCCUCUUUGGGUCUGUUUUAUUGAUCGAAUAUACAUAGUUCGAGUUGUUGUUUUUUGGGCAUCAAUGGCAUUGUCCUUAUUUUCACUCACAUAUUCGUGAAAGCCAUUAAGACUAUUAUGUAAUAUGAAGAUGGCAUUGUAACAAGCCAGCAAAAUAUUCGUUCUGAGUUUUAUCAACUAGUCCAUAUGGUAUCUCGAGACUUAUUUCUUUCAAACACUUGCCAAAUUAAAUCUAGAGAUAGUCCAUAUGGUAUCUCGAGACUUAUUUAUUUUCAAACACUUGUCAAAUUAAAUCUCGAGAUAUUCUAUAAUGGUGCUGGCUGUAUAAAAGUUAUAGUAGCAUGUACCCCUUUUAAGGUUUCUCUUAGGAUACGUUUGUUUUGUAUGAAAUUUUUUUUCAUAUAAAAGUACUUCCCCCAUUUCAAGAGGUAUGGAGGUUUUUUCAAACCAAUUUACCUCAAUUGAAUAGACCAAUUGGAUCAAAAGGAACUAGUCAGAUGUUUUUUUUUAUGCUCAACUGCUCAAAGAUCGUGCCUUUCUCUUCUUAUUUAUUUUUGGAAUCUUAACUUGGAAGUGUUUUAUUACACUUGUUCAUAAAAAUCUUGCUUCCCUCUUUAUUUAUUUAGUUGGUGUUUUAUCACUCUAUCAAAAUGGGUCCGGCCUAUAAGGUUGCAACCUUUAACAAUCCAAUUGAGGUGCACUUCCAAAUUUUAUCAUAACAUGUAAUUUUGUCC